AUGGCAGGCACCGAUGAUAGCACCACGAACGGAAUCAUCAAUGAUGUCGACCUCUUCAAAAUCUCCCUUUACAAGGCAUUCUUUACACAAGAACAGUCCAAGUGGGAACAUGCUUUAAAGAUUGGGGGUGCAGCGUUAGUGGCGACACUUAUGGCACCUUAUAUUGUUACAGUAAUUGUUGGUACCAUGGGUUUUGGGGCAAGUGGAAUUACAGCGGGAUCUUUUGCGGCUUGGACUAUGUCACUUUAUAAUGGUGCAGUCACAACUGGGAGCGUGUGUGCGAUAUUACAAAGCAUAGGGGCUGCAGGUCUUGGUACCGUGAGCAUUAUUACAUCUGGUAUAACUGGAGCUGCUGUAGGUGGUGUUUCGAUGGGUCUUGAAAAAUUCUAUGAAAAAAGCAAACUAUCCAAAUCUGAAGAAAGUUCAUUAGAAGAGUUUCUCAAAAUCAGUCAAUCAAGAAAUACAAUUACAUUUGAUUUCAAUACUCUUAUUCGGCAAAAUGAGGAAUAUGUAGAUAAGUUUUUGGAUGUCUUAAUUGUUGUUGCACCAUUCACGAACUCAAAGAUAUUUAAGGUUAAUAAUUGUGACAAUAGUUGCCUUCAUGUCUUAGAAAGGUUGAGCAAAACUUAUGAAGAUUCAAGGGUGGAUUAUAUUUCUAAUUUGAGAAGUAUUCAAUUAAAUAUUUCAACUUUCAAACAUCCUGCUGAUCUCCAAAAAAUCAUCAAAGCGUAUGAGAAUUUGAACAUAAAAAGCAUCUUUUUCUCAAAACUCUGA
Molecule: messenger RNA, 774 nt
Organism: Entrophospora sp. SA101
Lineage: Eukaryota; Fungi; Glomeromycota; Glomeromycetes; Entrophosporales; Entrophosporaceae
Source: the annotation of a GenBank genome assembly